AUGAAAACGAGUCUCCCGCCUCCUCUUAUUGCAGAGGAAACCUCCUCCGACGGACUCAGCUACGAAGAGAAGCUUCGGCAGGCAUACGCCGCGGGGGAAACAAAACGACCGCAGUACCUCUCAGCCUCGCUUCGUGAUCUCUUCGAAGUGACGCUCAACCGCGAGCUUCUGCUGUUCCGAAAUGAAGAAACGGAAACACCCGUGACACGUCGUAAGAAGUGGUUGCAGUGGUACAACGAAAUAUACAACAGCCUUCGCUGCACGCACAAUGUAAAUGCUCUGCUGUUAUACUGGGUGACAGGAAUCGUUAGUUAUGAACUCCGCGAGAUGGAAAGGUGCCUGGCGGGAAUACGUGAGCGUGAAAGGGAGAAAUCAGGGGAACAACAACUGCCACCACAGGGACAGGGCGUUCCCGAUGAAAACGUCACAUUUGAGGGAGAAAAAUCACUUGAGGCAAUCCAACAUGCGAUGGAGCUUCGGAACGUCAUCCGACGGCUUCCAGCCCUGGUGGCAUUUUUCUUCGCAUGGGACAUGAAUUUGGGAGAUACUAGCAAGUUUGAGGAACUUCUUCACAAAGUAAUUAUCGACAACUUUAGCGAGGGGGCUGAACUGUUGCUUUUGGAACAGUUGCUGACGUGGACGCUUCGGUGGUGCCGCCAGCUACAGUGGAAAGGCACCAAUUCAAGCGCCAAACUUCCGCCUCCACUGCGGCAGCAGUUGCAAACCGCCCUGGCAGAUAUUUGUCAACUCAUCAUGCUCUUCAGCUGCGAUGCUCGCACGGCGGAGAGGCGUAUCAUCGUAACUGCACUCCGCAGCGUAGUUGAAGGAUGUGAAAUGUACUUCAAUCGCCAUGCGCUUUUGGCAAUGUUGGAACGCAAGGCGAACAACGUUGAGACACGCCAAGUUUUUGUCCUGGAAAGGUGGCCACAGUAUUGGCUCAGUGAGCUCACAAUAUUAGGUGAUAUCCCCAGCGUGGACAAGGAGUGGGUGAAGGCUAUUAUGUUAAACAUGGCGUUAUUAUGGAACCCAGAAAGUCUCAGCGGUGAAGGCAUGGCAAGUGGCGUGGAGGGCUCCCCAGUUGACGCUGACGAUACGUACCUUUUUCAUUUGCUCUUGCUGACACUUCAACCAAUGUUUGACAACCUCUUUGGUGUUCCUGCUGUUGACAACAAAGAGUUUACACCGAGCACUGCUAACUCGCAGUCAGUAGAGGCUCUUUCAACUGAGCGUACCACUUCCGGCGAAAAAAAGGAUCCGUUGAAACUCCUUUUGGAGGUUGCAGAUGUUAUGGCGUGUAUUGGUUCACCACUGUGCCGUGAUAUUCAUUAUUGGGACUGUAUAGGUGUGGGCCCCCUAUUGACACAAAACGUUGCUAAUGGGAACAAGGACAUUGGUUCCUUUGUAAUGGCAAGUGUGUGCAGAAGGCUGUUGCAGGAACAAAUACCCCUUUCAGUGAACUCCUUCUUGUUGAGUAACGAUGCGCCAAAAAAGCAACUUCAGCGUUUAAUCACGUAUUUGAUCCGUACGGAGCGUGUGUUUGACUGCCUCUGCGGCAUCCAAGCACUCAAAGCUUGCUUACUCGGUACGAGGACCAGCGAUAACGACACUAAAGGCUGUUUCUACUACAUUCUAGAGACAGCACUUGCUAAUCAUCAACACCAGCUGCGCGGUGCCAGCGCGCUUGUUGAAGAACUUCUUUACAAUGUGUACGAGUAUUUGCUCAGAGGCAACGAGACAUCACCGGCAACAGGCAACGGUUCCCUGAGCGGCAAUGAGGACCUCCGAGCGGCACUUCGAAUUAUACAGGGCCUCUCCGGUCGGACUCAAUUGUUCAGUUUCUAUAAGGAAAACCUCGCUAUCCGAUUACUGAGCAUCCUUCAUCCGAAACCUCACGAUAACGCCGUGAGCACUGAGGAACUGCGUCACGAGAGGCUUCAGUUUGAGGGAUCCAUGUGCCGCUAUCUGAUGGAACUAUUUCCCGGCGACCGUGAGGCGGUCCAGCAUAUGGUACAGAUGUGCGAAGAUGUUAAAACGGCCAAUGAGAUGUCGGAGGCUUUUAACCAACAGCAGAUGCAGGAUAUUGGAAAUGCAGCACUCUCCGUCAAACUCACCACAAGCAUUCUUUCACCUCAUGCUUGGCCCGUAUAUCCCAAACUGGAGCGCGUACCAAGGCCAUUGAAGAACACCAUGGACGGCUUCUCCGCGUUCUAUCAGAACCGGCAUUCAACGCGCCGUCUGAUAUGGAUUCGAACCACAUUUGAACGUGUAACCUUUGAUAUCGCAUACCCCCGCGGGAAGAAGCUGGUAACGGGAUCCUUGGAACACUACGAGAUCUUCAACUGCCUUAGCGAGGCUGCGGGCGCGGGCGUUACGUGGGAAAAUUUGGCCAAGGAGGUUGAAUGGGAAACGGCGAAGUUGCAGCAAGAGCUCCGCAAGCCCAUCUUUAACGGAUUGCUGGUGCUUCCACAAGAGGAAGAAGCGAAGGUGGCCGAGAGAGCCGAUACCGCUUCACAGCAAGCUCUCCGUCUCAACCCUGAAUUCACUUCGUCACACACACAUUUCAACCUCCUCCCCGAGCGUUCCCAACGGAAGCAGUUGACGACGUGCACCCGAACGAACGAAAAGGCUGCCAAAGGGUUACAAGAGACACGGAUAGGGGCGAUUCAGGCUGCGGUAAUGCACCGGUUGAAAACAGUACAGCACGGCUCCUACAAGGAUUUAUUUCAGUUCACCCAAGAGUCACUUCGACAUCAUUUUCAACUAAGUGAUGUUGAGUUCAAGGAGGUGUUGAGAAGAUUAAUUGAUAAGGAGUAUAUUGUGCGUGACCAAGAAGACAGGGAGCAGUUUGUUUACAGAGCGUAA
Messenger RNA from Trypanosoma brucei brucei TREU927, 2862 nucleotides. RefSeq lists its product as hypothetical. The record is from RefSeq and is a predicted model, not a curated record. The coding region runs from base 1 to 2862 and encodes 953 amino acids. Gene Ontology annotation, cellular component: cullin-RING ubiquitin ligase complex. The transcript has a single exon. Gene Ontology annotation, biological process: protein ubiquitination; ubiquitin-dependent protein catabolic process. Gene Ontology annotation, molecular function: ubiquitin protein ligase binding. NCBI's taxonomy places the organism in Eukaryota, Euglenozoa, Kinetoplastea, Trypanosomatida, Trypanosomatidae.